CAACCCUGUAUUUCAUCACCAAAUUCACCACUAGCUCAACGUACUAGCAUCGUCGCUAUUGUCAACACAGCCUGAUAAGAUACCAGAACUGCCGGAGUGAUCGAUCCAUACAACUCCAGAGACGAGAAUGACGCUCGUGGAGAUGUGCGUGCACAUGGACUGCCCCGGGUGCGAGAAGAAGAUCCGGAAGGCGGUGCAGCGGCUGGAAGGCGUGCACGACGUGGAGAUCGACAUGGCGCAGCAGAAGGUGACGGUGAACGGGGACGUGGAGCAGAAGAAGGUGCUCAAGGCGGUGCGGCGGACGGGCCGCCGCGCCGUCCUGUGGCCGCUCCCGUACGCUCCGGCGGGCGCGGCCGCCGGCGGGGCCGGCGCCGGCGCGGCGCACGUCCUGGCGCACCAGCAGCUCAUGUACCAGCCCGGCGCCGCAGGCCUGGCGGCGCACGCCAGCCACGCGGCGCGGCCCGCGUCCUCGUACAACUACUACAAGCAUGGCUACGACGACUCGCGCAUGUACGGCGCAUACUACCACCACGGUGCCAACUCGGCCGUCGCCGGCACCAGGGCCACCGACUACUUCAGCGACGAGAACGCGCAGGGGUGCUCCGUCAUGUGAUUCACAGACAGGAUCCCCAUGUCAGACAUGUAAAUUUCAGAGGUAUAAUUGGAAAUUUGGAAUCGGUGUGGAAGCCUUGGAAUUACAAGCUAUCGUAUAUAGUAUGCAAUAUACAUGUGAUUGACGACA
Molecule: messenger RNA, 742 nt
Organism: Sorghum bicolor (sorghum)
Lineage: Eukaryota; Viridiplantae; Streptophyta; Magnoliopsida; Poales; Poaceae
Product: heavy metal-associated isoprenylated plant protein 28
Exons: 2
Coding region: 128-613 (161 amino acids)
Molecular function (GO): metal ion binding
Source: RefSeq, a predicted model, not a curated record